Maudiozyma barnettii is the source of this 498-nucleotide messenger RNA. RefSeq names its product mitochondrial 37S ribosomal protein bS18m (gene RSM18). Lineage: Eukaryota; Fungi; Ascomycota; Saccharomycetes; Saccharomycetales; Saccharomycetaceae. The record is from RefSeq and is a predicted model, not a curated record. The transcript has a single exon. Gene Ontology annotation, cellular component: mitochondrial small ribosomal subunit; ribosome. Gene Ontology annotation, biological process: mitochondrial translation. Bases 1 to 498 code for a protein of 165 amino acids. Gene Ontology annotation, molecular function: small ribosomal subunit rRNA binding; structural constituent of ribosome.
AUGUUAUCACAGUAUAGAGUUUCUAUAAAGAUUAAUACUAGGCUCUUCAGUACUACGUUAAGAAAUAAUAUAAAAGGUUUUAAUUUCCCUCCAACUGGUACAACAAACGUGAAUAUAUUUGAAGCUUUAAAGGAUUCAGAUAAACAAAAAACAAACGAUGAAUCAGCCCAUGGAAGUGCUAGCAGCCAAAAUAUUAAGACUUUGGAACCAAAAUUGAUAAAAAGUUUUCAAUAUUCUACAAUUUAUGACCCAUUUGAUUUCUCAAUGGCUAAAAUUAACUUGGAUCGUAAACACAAAUCAAAGUUUAAACUGUUUGGUAAUAAUAUUAACCCAUUAGAUUUAUAUACUUCACCAGAAAUUCUCUCACAAUAUAUGACAUCUACUGGUAAGAUUUUACAUAGUGAUGUCACAGGGUUGUCAGCCAAAAAUCAAAGAAGGUUAGCAAAAGCUAUUAGAAGAGCACAGGCAAUUGGUCUAUUAUCCAAGACACAUAAUUAA